AUGCCGCAAUUGAGCUCCAACUAUGAGAUCAACGAGACCGCUACAUUUCCGUACCCAAAGGCUUAUCAAAAGCUCAUGAACCCGAAACCACGACACGAUGAAGAGAAUGGAACUGUAGAUGGCGAAACUUCACUUGCACAGCAUGAGGCACAAGCGGAGAGGAUCGAAUGGAAGACGACCUUUUCGACGCCCUUUUUCGGUAUCGAGGGCACAUCAGCUAUUGAGUUUGAGUCGCGGAUCCAACCAACAUACAUUGCCUUGGGUUUGUUCCUCCGCGGAAAUCCUAAUCCGAAGGAGAGAGUUGUGUUCGUCGAUAAGCCUGACCAGCUUUUUUCCAAGCUCCGCUGGGCGACUUUCCGACUCCGUGGGAUAGGAGGGACUGUUGUCUCGCUAAAAAAUUUAAAAGGCUUCAGAUUAUACAAGUGCGAUGUGAAUACCGGAACACAUAAGCGCGUCAACCUCGAUGACAAUGGGGUCGCUGACUUGCAGCUGUUUAUGAGAUCCUACAGAAGAUGGCAUGUUCCUCGACAUAUAUCCUUGGCGUGGUCAGACUGGAUGCACUGCACCUUGAAUAACAAAAGACUUGAUAUACUCGAGGGCGAAUAUGGCCUUGAGCUGGUACUGGACUGGUCCGUCACCCGCAUCUCGAUCGUGGUACUCAUUCCAGUGUUACUGAGCCUGGCCAUUGGCAUUUGGCUGAACUCGAGAGCGUGGACCGAUCUGGCAACGAUACAGACUGCUUGGGGCACAGCUUCAUACAUUGUGACAGCUGGCGCUUCAAUGUUGGGCUUUCUGGAUAUUGCGGAUAAAUAG
Fusarium musae is the source of this 813-nucleotide messenger RNA. RefSeq lists its product as uncharacterized. The record is from RefSeq and is a predicted model, not a curated record. The transcript is spliced from 3 exons. Bases 1 to 813 code for a protein of 270 amino acids. NCBI's taxonomy places the organism in Eukaryota, Fungi, Ascomycota, Sordariomycetes, Hypocreales, Nectriaceae.